AUGAGGGAGAAGGUUGACAUAUGUGGCAUCUCUAAAACCCACUGGAAGGAUCAAGGACACUUCCACACGGAACACCAUAACAUAUACAUGUCAGGAGGUGCGAACAGAGGACGGAAUGGAAUCGCGUUCUUGGUUAGCAGGAGGAUUGCACAGACGGUGCACUCGUAUGAGCCCAUCAAUGACAGAAUAAUCAAGAUCACCCUUGCAGCUAGACCGAGAAACCUUCACCUGGUACAGGUGUAUAUGCCUACAGGCGACGCCCCUGACGAAGAAAUCGAGUCAAUCUAUGGCGAUGUGGAGGAUCUCCUGAGAAAUAUACCCUCGAAGGAACUAAUCAUUGGGGACUUUAAUGCCAAGGUGGGGAAGGUCGAGGGAGCUCAUCUGAGAGGCACAGGGGGAGCAUUUGGACUGGGUGUGAGGAACGAGAGAGGAGAACGCCUCAUCCAGUUUGCGGUGGAGAACGAACUGGCCAUCAUGAAUACCAUGUUUCAACACCAUCCUCGAAGACUGUCGACCUGGAUCAGUCCCAAUAAGGAAUACCAAAAUCAAAUUGACUACAUGAUGAUCAAAAAGAGAUGGAGGACAUCGAUAAGAAAUGUCAAGGCUAAGCCUGGAACGGACUGUGACUCUGAUCACAAACUACUACUAGGAGCUUUUAGCAUAAAAUUCCACUUCCUGAAGAGGGGGAAAAACAGGAGAUGA
Molecule: messenger RNA, 702 nt
Organism: Temnothorax curvispinosus
Lineage: Eukaryota; Metazoa; Arthropoda; Insecta; Hymenoptera; Formicidae
Product: craniofacial development protein 2-like
Exons: 1
Coding region: 1-702 (233 amino acids)
Biological process (GO): chromatin remodeling
Cellular component (GO): nucleus
Molecular function (GO): catalytic activity
Source: RefSeq, a predicted model, not a curated record